AUGCCAAUUGAAUACCGAGCUACAGAGGUAAUUGUGGUUGGGACAGGAAUAGGUGGUCUCGCAGCCACAAAAACCUAUCUUGAACUGUCACCGCAAACAGAUAUUGUGCUUCUGGAAAAGCGACCGACCAUCGGAGGCGUCUGGUCCGAAGAAAAUUGCUAUGAAGGCCUGAAAACGAACAACCUCGGGGGAACAUAUGAAUUCACCGACUUCCCCAUGGGCGCCAAAUAUGGAAUCACUGAAAACGGUCAUAUCCCUGGAUAUGUUCUGCACCGAUAUCUCAAUGAUUUCGCGGACCACUUCGACAUCCGUCGACGGAUCCAUUUCGAAAUCCAAGUUCUUGAAGUUGAAAAGCUCGAUCAAGGCUGGCGCUUAUUUACGACAACCAAGGAUCCAGCGCAAAGCGUGAUCUACUCAUGUCAAAAACUUAUCAUGUCCACAGGAUUGUCGUCGACCGCUAACCCGAUCAAUAUCCGCGGGGUUGGGGAUUUCCAAAGACCGGUCAUAAACCAUGUCCAACUGCGUGAGGAGGGAGCGCGUAUUGCGCAGGACCCUAAUAUUAAUUCUGUCACCGUUGUGGGUGCUUCGAAAACAGGAUACGAUGUUGUGCAUCUAAUGGCAUCGAAUGGCAAAAAGGUGGAUUGGGUUAUACGCGAGUCCGGAGGGGGCGCAGUUUGGAUGGCAUCACCAUGGGCUAAAUUCGCAGGGGCCAAAACAAAACUAGAGUUUCUAGUCACCAUGAGAUUUUUCACAUGGUUUAGUCCAUGCAUAUUUGGUGACUUUGAUGGAUUCAGCUGGAUCAGAAGGGCAUUGCAUCAAACUCGCCUGGGCAGAUACAUCGUGCACAAGUUUUGGGAGGGAAUCAGGACAGACAUUAUUGACCUAAAUGGAUAUCGCAAAGAAGAAUGCUUAGAGCAUCUUGAACCCCUGGAAAGUCUCUUCUGGUCUGCUCGGGUCGGAAUUCUCAACUACCCAUCCGAUAUUCACGACUAUCUUCGCACCGGCCAGGUCAAGAUCAUACGGAAGGAUAUUGACCACUUAUCAGGUCCCGGAAUCGUCAAUUUUGCAGACGGUACCGGUGUUCAAACAGACGCCCUAGUCGCCAUCACCGGGUGGAAGCUCGCCCCAUCGGUAAAGUAUAGACCCGAGGGCCUCGAUGCGAGUCUCGGCAUCCCAAGCAGCAACCUGAGCGCAGAAGAAGAGAAGCUCUGGAAUAUACUUGACACCAAAGCAGACCAGGAGAUCCUAAGCCGCUUUCCAUACCUCCGCAAUCCUCCGCGUGGGAUUCCCUACAAACAAGACGUCAGCCCCUUCCGCCUAUACCGCGGCAUUGCGCCACCAUCGCUUGCGUCAAAAGGUGAUAAUUCUCUUGCAUAUGUUAAGAUGGUCCACAGCACGAGCAACGUCAUAAUCGCGGAAUGCCAGGCGUUGUGGACAUUUGCUUAUUUAAAUGGAAGAAUUGCCAUCGAUAGAGAAGACGUUUAUCAUCAAACAGCGCUCUUGAGUCGGUACGGAAAGCAUCGUUAUCCCUGUGGGUUCUCGGCAUGGUAUCCGGAAUUUGUCUACGAUGCUGUGCCAUAUGCAGAUAUGCUGCUCUCAGAUCUGGGACUUAAUCAGAAAUGA
Messenger RNA from Aspergillus tubingensis, 1623 nucleotides. RefSeq names its product FAD/NAD(P)-binding domain-containing protein. The coding region runs from base 1 to 1623 and encodes 540 amino acids. Gene Ontology annotation, molecular function: oxidoreductase activity; NADP binding; flavin adenine dinucleotide binding. NCBI's taxonomy places the organism in Eukaryota, Fungi, Ascomycota, Eurotiomycetes, Eurotiales, Aspergillaceae. The transcript has 3 exons. The record is from RefSeq and is a predicted model, not a curated record.